AUGCAGUCUAUAGUGAUUUCACAGCCCGGUCCCCUUGGUGGCGGACCGUGUCGUGGACGCUUCUUCACGGAUUAUAGCGCUGGUCCGUUAAAUGAUACUGCUGAAUUCGAAGGCUGGUUUAACCACAAGCUUGCUAUAUGCAAACACGUGAACCAAGCCCCCAAAGAUACCCUGCCAUUUCAAUUCACCACCUUUGUCCUCACUCAUCAGGAUAUAAGCCCUCGAAACUUGAUUCUGGGUCAGAACGGAGAAGUAUGGUUGAUUGACUGGGCUCAUUCCGGUGCAUAUCCUCCUGCCUUCGAGAGCGCUGCAUUAUCGGCCCAGCAAUUUUUCACAGACUUUAAUGAGAUCGUUCUAUCUCUUAUUCCACGGUACCCUGAGGAAGAACUGCAGCUUGAGUCUAUUACAUACGGGUUGAUUACCGCAGCGCUGGCUUAA
Molecule: messenger RNA, 438 nt
Organism: Penicillium malachiteum
Lineage: Eukaryota; Fungi; Ascomycota; Eurotiomycetes; Eurotiales; Aspergillaceae
Product: phosphotransferase family protein
Exons: 1
Coding region: 1-438 (145 amino acids)
Source: RefSeq, a predicted model, not a curated record